AUGUGUCAUGUCAUUGUAACGUGUCGGUCAAUGCUGUGGACUCUCCUGAGUAUUGUGGUGGCUUUUGCAGAGCUCAUUGCUUUCAUGAGUGCAGACUGGCUGAUUGGCAAAGCAAAGCCUUCAAGCUCCGAGGAUGUGGACAACAGAACAGGGGGGUCACAGGAACCUUACCAUCCAACGCUGGGCAUCUAUGGGCGCUGCACCAGAAUCUCCCACAUGCAGUUUUCUAGACGAGACACGCUUUGUGGUCCUUACGCUGAAAACUUCAAUGAGAUUGCCAGUGGGUUCUGGCAGGCAACCGCUAUUUUCCUAGCCGUGGGAAUCAUGAUUCUCUGUGCCGUGGCAUUUGUGUCUGUCUUUACUAUGUGUGUGCAGAGUAUUAUGAAGAAAAGCAUUUUUAAUGUCUGUGGGCUGCUACAAGGGAUUGCAGGCCUCUUCCUUAUUUUAGGCUUGAUAAUUUACCCUGCAGGUUGGGGAUGCCAGAAAGCAAUAAGCUAUUGUGGACCUUAUGCUUCUGCUUACAAACUAGGAGACUGCUCCUUGGGCUGGGCUUUCUACACAGCUAUUGGUGGCACUAUUCUGACGUUCAUCUGUGCAGUCUUCUCGGCGCAAGCUGAAAUAGCCACGUCCAGUGACAAAGUGCAAGAAGAAAUAGAAGAAGGAAAAAACCUUAUCUGCCUCCUUUAACUCCAGUGGGGAAAUAAUACCAGUGCCUGCAUCUUAGUCUGCUUUCCAUUGACUGGUCAAGCAGAUAACGCUUACUUGUUUCUACCAUUUGUGUGAUUGAGCCCCAUGCAUUCCAGCCCUGAACUACUGAAAUGGUCUUUCUCCCUUGCUUGGCAAUGAGGAUCAGAGAAAAGAUCCCAAAAAAGGAGAAUGUAAAUAUUUGGGGAUUUUUUUAGUUUCAUUCUAUGAUCAGGACACAGUGGAAUAUAGUAAUCUGACUGGGAGGUGAGGAAUCGUGUAUAUAGCAAACAAAUUCUGAUUGAUCGGAUUGCCUUACUCACCUUGGUCACUUU
Molecule: messenger RNA, 1019 nt
Organism: Nestor notabilis (Kea)
Lineage: Eukaryota; Metazoa; Chordata; Aves; Psittaciformes; Psittacidae
Gene: LHFPL2
Product: lipoma HMGIC fusion partner-like 2
Exons: 2
Coding region: 1-687 (228 amino acids)
Cellular component (GO): membrane
Source: RefSeq, a predicted model, not a curated record